AUGGAGCAGUCGUCGGCACAGAACUCGAUGCCGGGUCUGCCCCAUGCGGGCGCAUCCUCGGGUGUCGCGUCGGUGUCUGAUUACUGGCCCCCUUUGGACAUGAUCUUUCCCGACUCUCAUCUCCAAUUUCAAUCAGCUCAGCCAUCUCAAGCGCAGAAUCCAUCUGCACAGCAACAGCAGCAGCAGGCGCCAAUGGGAAUCACCUGGGAUCACCCUGUUUUUCAUCAACAACAGCAACGGGCCCCACACCAACAAAAUCCCAUAAACGCUCAUACAGACCCCAAUCAUGGCAUCUAUUCCACGAUCCCGCCUCCAUCCUGGCAGCACAAUACUCUGCCAUCCGCGGCUCGAUUCGAAGACUCUGCCCCAUAUUCGUCUCAUCCGCAGGCCGCACAAUACCAGCAGGGCCAGAUGGCGUUUGACUCAGGUCCUAUCGCGACACCCGAAAGCUCGGUCUUCCCGUCGUACUACCAGCAGAAUUUCUUCCAUCCACAGCAGAUUUCUCUGGAUGGGACAUUCUCACAGCGACCUGCUCAGUCGCAACAGCCGCCGCAGCGACAGCUGUCUCGAACUCCGCAGCAAACGCAGCGGCAACAACAGCAGCAACAGCAUCAGCAACUGUCAGCACCGUCGCAUCCACCUCAGUCCCAGCCGCCGCCACAACCACAACCACAGCCACAGCAGCAGCAGCAGCAGCAGCAACAACAACAACCGCAAUUACAACAGGGGCAGCAGCAGCGCCCGCAACACCUGGAGUAUUCCAAUGGUGGUCACCAUUCUACAACGCAAUACCCACUCUCCGCGAGCUACUCCCAAGACAUGAUGACGAACACGAUCGAUCUCACGAACGACGGCUACCCCAAUACUGGGGCAGCUUCACAUCAAACAAUUGAUCCCUCGUAUCUCGACGGGCUCGCACGCUCUUCGAAUGCAUCUCACACUCUUCCCCAUGACUUCUCCUUCAACAGUCCGGCGGACUAUCAAACACCCGACGGAAUGUUCAAUUACUUCCAGAAUGAUUUCCAUGUCCAGCCACAGGUUGGAGUUCCUAGACCAAAAGGGACUUCUCAGCCCGGCGUCCUUGCCUCAGGGGCUUCUGGAGAUUCUCACCAACCCGGUCCAACCAGCCAGCCAGCAAAGGCUCAAGUUAAUAAAUCAUCUCAACCAAAGAAGACCGCAAAGAAGAACCAGAAGACUCGAAAGAAUGGAUCUGAAAGUGAGACGUCUGGCGAGUCUGAUCUGGAAGUGGAGCCUGAACCAUCCCCACUACCUCCGACUCGUCCGACCGAUCCCAUUGAGGCUGCAAGUUAUGACACUACAAAGGCAGUAUGGUCUCCACGUAACUUGCAUGUUCCCGCGGAGAAGGUAAAGGCUUCUUUGGUAGCAUUUAAGGAUGUUGUUAAGGCACUCCGUGACGGCUGGAAAGACCAGGUACAAGCCAUGAAAACUGCAGAGAACCAGGGAGACAACGAUAAGGCAUCUCAAAUUAAGCAAUCGGUCUCUCUCUAUCGUCGCACAAUGGAGAGAAUCAUCUCUACCACGUUUGAGACCGGUCACCCUGUCAUCAUUGAAAAGCUUGGCGAACAUCCGAUGACUCUCUCUGUGUUCUACUCAUUCCUAGCCGACCGGUUUCAGGCUGCUGACCUGGACGGUUCAUUGACCAUCAGCCUACUGAAGCUUCUCGCGCGAUUCGUGACUGUAGACGAGGAACUACUCCAGAAAACGAACAUGGCUAAAUUGCUUCCUCGUUUUGUCAAGAAGGGCACCUCAUCCACUAAGGAACUCGCGCAGAAUAUCCUAGACAAUGCUGCUGUCUCUACCAAAAGAAAACAAAGUAAUACAAAGCCACCUAAAGAGGAGUCACCUGCCAAGCGCGACUCGCCCUCGGUGGAAAUCGCCGGAGUUAAACGUUCUCGUGAUAAUGAGAGUCACGCUCAGCCCGCCACGAAACGCAUGGUGGUCACCUCGAGUUCCAGAGAGAACGGAAAGUCGUCUCCUGCGCCGGUGGGCCCUGUCAAAAGAGCUGAAAAUGGCUCACAGAAUGGCAAGCCUCCCACUACCCAGGUUGCUCCGCGGCCCAAGGCUCCGGUGGCUGCCCCUAAGCCCACAGUAUUCUUCGGUGCACUGAGUUCUGCAUCCAAGAGACUGGGUACUACGAAUGCAGAGAGAAAAGCCGCCCAGGCAGCUGCCAAAUCUACACCACCCCCGGAAACGAAAGAAAAGCCCGCCCCACCUGCGCCAAAGCCAGCAUUUUCAUUUGGGGACCUCAUGGCUGAUCUCAACAAGCCAAAGCAAGCCGUCGUUGCGAAGCCUUCUGAGGAUGUCCCGCUCGAAACUGAGGAGGAGCGACAGAAGCGGCUCCGGAAAGAGGCUCGACGUAAACUUCGUGUUACCUGGAAGCCGGAUGAGUCCUUGACAGAGAUCAGAUUAUUCACCCAUGAUCCUGACGAGGAGCUCGGCCCGGGAGAUGGAUCCCUACGUAGUAUGGGUGAUGUCAAGGGCGAAGGUAGUGUGCUCAAGCUUCACAAGGAUCUAGAGGAGCUUGAGGAGGACGAUCUUGGUGGCAUUCGGGAGGUAUCAUUGAGUCCCUACGCCGAGUUGUCUGAAAUCCUCAUCGAGUCUUCGGAAAUGAAGUCGGCGAACUUCAUUAAACGAGGUGGUGAUGAGCAGCCCGUCAGCCAGGAGAAGUCAGAGCAAGACCAACGCGAGGCGACGACACUUAUGGUCUUUCAUCCAUCUCCCGCGGAUGUGCCUUCCACCCCGAAAGAACCUCCUGCUGCUGCUGACCCCGGUGAGAGCGCUACCGAAGUGGUGCCAUUCGGCGAUAUCCCGGACAACGUGAAGAUUCGGCAAGAACGGUACUACGAGUUUAUCAAUCCCAAGCCCGCGCCGGUCUCCAGCUCAAUGCCGGUCCCUGGUGUUCCCAGUGCUCCCGCUGCUGUGCAGGCCGGGACUCCCGGUUUCGACAUCUCCAAUUUGCUCAAACUGAUAAAUGCUGGUACGGCGCCGCAACCACCUGCAGUCGCUGCACCAAGCCAGCCGGCGGCCCAGCAAUCACCUUUGUCUGACCUCGAGCGAACGAUCAACAUGUUCCGUCAGCAACAGACGCAACCAACAAUUCCUCAGAUACCUCAAAUCCCUCAGGUUCCACUUCCCCAGGUUUCGCAGGUUCCUAUGACGCAGCCGCAGGUUGCGCCAGGUGGCGUAAACUUCCAACAGCUCAUGAAUGUCAUGCAGCAAUUUCAACAAGGUGGUGCUUUCCCUCCGAAUCAACCGGCGCAAACACAAUCUGCAAUGGCCCCCGGCAUGGGCGCCAUGCUGUCACAGUUCACCGCUCAAAACCAGCAGGCCGUCUCAUCCACGCACUAUGAGGACCCUGAGCGUAAGCGAACACGCGAUGUCGGUCAGUAUGGCGAUCAGUAUGAUAGCCAGUGGAGUCGCGGCAAGCGAACUAAAGCCAACGACCCCAAGCCUUACAAGGUCGGACUGGUCGCCUGCAGAUUCUGGAAAGAAGGUAAAUGUAGGAAAGGCGACAACUGUACUUUCCGGCACGACCCAUGA
Penicillium diatomitis is the source of this 3561-nucleotide messenger RNA. RefSeq lists its product as uncharacterized. The record is from RefSeq and is a predicted model, not a curated record. The coding region runs from base 1 to 3561 and encodes 1186 amino acids. NCBI's taxonomy places the organism in Eukaryota, Fungi, Ascomycota, Eurotiomycetes, Eurotiales, Aspergillaceae. The transcript is spliced from 7 exons. Gene Ontology annotation, molecular function: metal ion binding.